CGACAAUUUCCGAAAGCGACUUCCCUAUCUUGUUCCACAUCUUGCAUGUGACUUUUUUAGUCAUGGCGCUUUACCGGUAUUCCAAAAAGCUUUUCUUUUUAUUUAUUCUGUUAAAUAUUGCGGUACUCCGUGCAGAAAACACGGAGGAGAGCAUAGAAGAGCCUACAAAGGUUAGCCAUACGGAAAAACCAACAGAAGCCAACGAGGUUAGCCCCGAGGAAGCCCCUCAAACCGACGAGUCUGACGGGUCUGCUGAGCAUGCAAAUGGUUCAAUAUGCGGCUAUUGUUCUUAUUGUAAGGUAUGUAUUUAAAUAACGGGUAAUAUCGAGAGUCUACUUAGCAUAUAUGUUGCCGAGUCGUCAAUAUUUUUCCAUAUAAAAGGAUUUAGGGGAAUUAUAGUAAAAAUGUAGACAUUUCACAUAUUUGCGUUUCCGGCCGUCGGCCUUGAGUGGCCUUGCCGUGCGAGUUGGUACCGUCUUUGAGAGAUUCUUUUACAGCAUUUUGUAAAUAAGUGUUUGUUAUAAACCACCAGCAAAAAAUUGCUGUCAGUACUUUCAUUUUUGGUGGUAUUAACAUGCAGGCUGUAUACCCAGAAAAUGUAAGGCAUUCAGGUAAAUUAUUUGUAAAUAUGGGAUCAAGGGAAGCUGUGUUACUGUCUCCCCUUGCAUGCAUCCACCAAUUACUUGAAUGCCUUACAUUUUCUGGGUAUACAGCCCGUAUGUCAAACAGAGGAGAGAGGUUUGCCGCUGAAAAUUGAGAGGACUGAUUUUUACCACCUUGCCCCAAGGCGCUAUGUAACAUGCCAGGGUGCAUUCCAUGUAAACUCUAUGCCGGAGAUACCCCAACAUGUACGAUCCUUUACGCCAAUACAUCGGAGAUUUUCAAUUUCAACAUCAUAUUUGUGUAGUUAUACUAUCAAUUUACAUGUGGUCAUGAAAUCAGGCACAAACUAAUCACUUGUUUUCGAGUUAUCUCGCGCCAUUACACCAACAAUUUUGUAACCUCACGCCGGAUAUAUCUGGCGUGGAGUGCAUGGAAUGCACACUGGGUAACAUGUUCACAUGAAAUAUUCUGGAGGUGUUUACAGGUACGCAGAGAACGAUUGGAUGUAUACAAAAAAAUGUGAGGCUCCAUCUUGUACAUUUUCUUGCAAAAGUAUGAUUUCUUGCAAAUCGUUUUGUUUCUUGUCAUUAAAGACAUGUAGACUCAUUUCUGGGGUCUUAUUUCUAAACACGCCCUUCCUAUGAUGUGAGACUAGCCAUCAUUGAACCAUUAAGUCAUCCCAUCAACAGUCUUGUCUAGCUCCUCUUGUGAUCAUUUGUGAGUCAAGUUUUUUUCUGGUUAUUUUUAGUUUUGUAAAUUGUGCGAUAAAGAUUGCCCGUGUGAAACAAGUAAAUCGAAACCUAACUGUCAUUUAUGCAAGGUUAGUUUGUCAGGAGUUUUAACGCCCAUAAUAUUGUAUAGUAAUAGCUUUAUAGCUCACCUAACAUGAUUGAUAUGUAAGUGAAUUGAUUAAAAUAUUAAUUUCAACUUAUAUUUUACAUUUUAGUAUUGCAAAUAUUGCUAUUUAUGUUCUGCGUUAUGUGACACCGUCUGCCUCCCAGGUAAGCAAACUAUGAUAAUUGGCAUUGAUUUCUCCAAGUUUGCAAUGACAAUAAAAAGCAUUACCCCAAGUAUUGAACAUGCAUCCAUAUUAUGCUUAGUAUAGAUUAUUAAUCAGUCUAACUUUAAUACUUUUUUUAAUUCCAGGUGGUUUUGUAGACACAUUUUCAUCGGCAAUUUGGAAGUAAGUCCAAACUAAAUUAACUUUAUUUAUACUGGAUAACCCUAUCAGUUCUAUAGUACCCACAGAAAAGCAGCACUUUUUGGUAGAGUAAAACUGGAAGCACUCUUCUCACGUGCAUCCGAGACAAAAUAAUAAUCACGAAUUGAACCCAAAGUCACAGUUGUCAAAGACACCUGAUGUCGCUGAUCAGUCUAACAUUUUACAAUUUAUCUAGUUCGCUGCCAACAUUUGAUAGCAAGAUGAAAGAAUCUGUUGACAAGGACAUAGAUUCAGCGAAAGAGUGGAUCAAGGAAUAUUUGUAGCUUUGAAAAACACUGUAGCAACUUUUAAUUGUGAAUAGAAAUCUUGUAAUUACAACAUAUCUUGUUUAAUGUGAUAUUUAUGAUUAGGAAAUAAAAUAAAACAAAGAUUAAGCAAGCUUUUUUACCU
This is a messenger RNA of Paramuricea clavata, 2215 nucleotides long. The record is from the annotation of a GenBank genome assembly. NCBI's taxonomy places the organism in Eukaryota, Metazoa, Cnidaria, Anthozoa, Malacalcyonacea, Plexauridae.